AUGAGUUCUCAAAGUCCAAAAAGUGCAGUGAAUGAUACUUUUGUUUAUCCAGAAAUGUUUUACAUAACGGGUUUUCAUGACAUGCCUUUUGCUUACUGCUUUUAUAUUUUUUUAAUUAUUGUGUACAUUUUUACAGUGAUUUUUAACACGUCUCUUAUUGUUUUAAUAUAUAUUGAAGAAAGCCUUCAUAAUGCAAAAUAUUUUGCAGUUUUUCACUUAGCCAUAGCUGAUGUAUGUACGACAACAGCUGUCAUUCCUAAACUAACUGAAACAUUUAUUUUUAACUCUCAUUUUAUUUCAUAUAAAGCAUGUUUGGCUGAUAUGUUUUUUGUUCAUUUCUUCAGUUCAAUGCAAUCACUUUCUCUUGCAAUAUUAGCAUAUGACCGGUUUAUUGCUAUAUGUUUCCCUUUACGAUAUCAUAACAUUAAUACAAAUAGUAGGAUGGUAAUAAUCAUAUUGUCAGUUUGGCUCUUUUCUGCUGUUAUGACGUCUGCAACUGUACUUCUGAUUACAAAGCUCAGCUUCUGUCAGUCUACAGAGGUAAACAGUUACUUUUGUGAUCAUGGACCUGUGUACCGCUUGGCCUGCAAUGAUUUUUACCUCAAUUUAGUAAUUGGUUUUGCGGACAUAGCAUUGUUGCUUUUUGCACCCCUGGCAUUCAUUCUGAUAUCAUAUGUAGCCAUUGGAUUCACAUUGUUAAAAAUUACAACAGCAGAAGGAAGACAAAAAGCAUUAAAGACGUGUACAUCACACAUUAUCUUGGUGGCAAUAUUUUAUGUUCCACUAGCUUUUACAUAUGUUGCCUCACAAUUUGCAAAUUUUCAUACAAAUACAAGAAUUCUUAAUAACACACUGUCUGCAACACUCCCACCAAUGGUGAACCCUAUCAUUUAUACAAUAAAAACUGAAGAGGUGAUGAGUUCAAUAAAAAAACUUUACAAAAGAAGAAAAGUCAAACAUUAUUUUAAUAAUAAAAACAAGAUGUUCUGUAUGGGCACAGAGUGUAUUUAA
Molecule: messenger RNA, 1011 nt
Organism: Polypterus senegalus (gray bichir)
Lineage: Eukaryota; Metazoa; Chordata; Cladistia; Polypteriformes; Polypteridae
Product: olfactory receptor 146-like
Exons: 2
Coding region: 1-1011 (336 amino acids)
Biological process (GO): G protein-coupled receptor signaling pathway
Cellular component (GO): membrane
Molecular function (GO): G protein-coupled receptor activity; olfactory receptor activity
Source: RefSeq, a predicted model, not a curated record